AAUAUAUAUGUUUGUCAUUCUGCAGCAAACUAAAUAAAUUCUUUGUCAUUUAAGUGAUAUUUAGAAAUGACUUGCAUAGUAUUUGAGAGUAUGAUAACUUCCUUUACAUAUGAUAAGAAACACUCAUUCUUCAUCGAAGCACUGAUGUCUACCCACGUAUAUUGUUUAUUCAGACCUGUCAUCUAGUCAGGGGAGCAAGAAAUUCAAAUAGAGCUAACUGUAAAAGCCAAUGACUGACCAGUGACACUGAGAUAAAUCAGGCAUCAUUGUGUUUUUUCACAGAGGCUUUUUGUGUCAUAGCUGAUAAUGGCUGCCCUUUUGUAUUCUCCACAGUAGUAGGUUUCCAUGACAGGGAACAGUAUAUAAUCCCAGAACCAGAAAGGGACUUUUUAUUGUAGCAGAUCACAGUCGAUACUAAAGUUUUUAAUAAAAAAAAAAUAACCACCAUCAAAGACAGAUUAUGAAAUAUUUUUGGUGGUGUUUGAUAUAGACAUAUUUUUAUUUAUGCUGAUCCAUGUAAAAUAUUCAUGCAAACCAGAGUCCUUAAUUUCAAGCCAUAAUCUAGAUGACAACUAUAUGUUUUAUGGGCAUUUAGUACUAACUUCUGAAUGACAUUUUUUUUCCGAAGUUAAUUUUCCGUGGUUCAUUUUGUUUUGUGCAAGACACUUAUUUCAUGAAGCCAAGUAUAUUUUUGUUUGAUGACAGAGCAGAAUGAGCAGGAACUUUUUAUAUUGUUUUAUAGUAAAGAUGAAGGAAAUAAUUGUUCUUGCUUUUAAUUUACUGCCUGUUCUUGCCCAGAUGUCAGCACGCCCAUGCAUUCCACAAAAAGCAGAUUCUAUUCAAGUUUUCUGUUACCCUAAUAGAAUUGUUGCUGUGGUUCCUGAGUGCCCCUUUGGUUGGGAAAUUAACCAGUUGGCACUUGGAGGCAUCUGCUACAAUGGGGUGCGACAUCCAGGCUCCUACAGUUUCACAAUAGUAGACCUAACUCCGAGGAACCACUCUUACUGUGGAACCCAGCUGGAGGUAAUUCAUCGAAAGAAGCCAAUAUACAGAUUUUAUAACUCAAUAGUAUCAAAUGAUUCUACAGUUGCUGUGAGAAAUCAGCCUGUGAAUUUUACCUUCAGCUGUGCCUACCAGGCUGAUUAUACGAUCAGCAAUUCUGUCUUUGAUCAGAAAGUUGCAACAAUUUAUCUAAAGAAUGGAAGCUUAGGCACAUUUGAAAGCCAGUUGUCCUUAAACUUUUAUUCAAACUCAAAGUUUGUGGAUAAGAAGGCUGCGCCAUUUACAAUUGAGAUUUCCGAUAUCGGGUCUGAAGUCUAUGUUGGAGUGGAAUCAAAGGGCUUAAGUGGCAGAUUUAAAGUUGUACUGAACAAUUGCUGGGCAACUCCAUCUCCUGAUUUUAUGUACGCUGUCCAAUGGAAAUUAAUUGCUGAUGGAUGCCAGGCAGAUCGGACAGUGAUCAUCUAUGACAACGGCAAAGACAGCAGAGGAACAUUCCAGUUCAAUUCUUUUCGGUUCCAAAAUAUUCCCAAGCUUUCCAAAGUCUGGUUGCACUGUGAAACAUCUGUGUGCGAUAGUGAAAGACUUUUCUGCCCGCUGAUAUGUUCAUCUCGUAAACGGCAGGCAGAACAACAUGGAGGAAUUCUAACAGCAGAAUUUAAUCUAAAAAGCACAAGUUCCAUGCAUCUGACUGCUCAAAAAGAUCUGUUCUAUCAGUUAAUACUUCUUCUUGGAAUAUGUGCCGUACUGAUUUAGCAUUUUGUUUCCUACUGCUCACCAAAGUUCUGCUACGUAUUUUUGGCCACUGAUUAACAUUUCAGAACUACUACAAGAUGUCGGUCCAUUCACUUGGAGAACUUGAAUGAUCUACUAAUUAUUUGAUAUGAAAUCUUCAAUAAGAAUUCUGUUUGUUAUACAAAACUUAUGAAAGUAUCUCUAGACAAUUAGCAGGAAGUCUUCACCUCUGUUAAAGAAAUGCUUUGCAAAAGCCAUGCAAAUUGGACCUGUUCUGAUAUUCUCUUGUACAAUUAAUGCGGAUUGCUCA
Messenger RNA from Protopterus annectens (West African lungfish), 2044 nucleotides. RefSeq names its product tectorin beta (gene TECTB). The record is from RefSeq and is a predicted model, not a curated record. The transcript has 10 exons. NCBI's taxonomy places the organism in Eukaryota, Metazoa, Chordata, Ceratodontiformes, Protopteridae. The coding region runs from base 712 to 1755 and encodes 347 amino acids. Gene Ontology annotation, cellular component: cell surface.